AUGUUCGAGUCAGGUCUUCGGAGGUGGACUGUGGGGCUGUUCCUGCUGGGCGUGGUGAUAGUGCUGUGGGUGUUGUCCUCCUUUCUGAUCAACUAUAUCUUCGAGGAUGGUACUUACAGAAAGCCAUUUUUCAUCACGUAUAUUAACACAGCGUCGUUUAUUUUCUACUUGAUACCGACAUUCAAGAACAUAGUUUACAAUUACAAGGUUACUGGGAAGCCUUAUAUCCACGAAGAAUUGCUUAUAGAGGAGGAGGCUAACGAGACUGUAACAAAUUAUACCGCUGACAACGAGCAGUGCAGGCGGGCUAACAGCAUUGAUGAAGCUAGCAACCCAUUGUUGGAAGCACAGAACAUAGUCAGGGACGCUCAACUGGAUAGAUUAUCUCUGCCUGAAACCAUUAGGCUAAGUGCGGAAUUCUGCGUCCUUUGGUUUGCUGCUAAUUUUGUAACUAAUGCCUCUUUGGGCUACACAUCGGUAGCUUCGCAGACUAUAUUGUCCUCCACCUCGUCAUUCUUCACACUUUUCAUAGGUGCUGCAUUCAGAGUAGAGACAAUUGAUAGAGUUAAAGUCAUCGGAUCGCUGAUAUCCUUUAUUGGUAUAUUACUAGUUACAAAGUCAGACGUACAUAUACCGCAAAAUACACAUAUGCCACAUACCCAUGCUUUAGAUGAGAAGAAAAGAGAUAAAACCUUCGAGAUAUUCUUCGGAAACAUGUUAGCGUUAAGCGGGGCACUAUUUUAUGGACUAUACAGCACUUUGCUAAAGAGAAAAGUCAAAGACGAGAGCAGAAUCAAUAUGAAAAUAUUUUUUGGGUUUGUUGGCCUAUUCACACUCAUUUUGCUAUGGCCAACAUUGUUACUAUUGGAUAAAUUUAAUUGGGAAACUUUUGUGAUACCUCGUGACCCAUUGGUUAUAACUAUCAUCCUUGUCAAUUGUUUGAUAACAUUUGUUAGUGACUUUUGUUGGGCAUCCGCUAUGCUAUUAACAAGCCCAUUAACAGUAACUUUGGGUCUAAGUAUAACUAUUCCACUGGCAAUGUUUGGUGAUUUUCUCUUCAGACAUAAGACAGUCCCGUUCCUUUAUUUUUGCGGUGCUAUCCUAAUUCUGGGAUCUUUCUUUGUUAUUAAUAAGAACUCUGAAAAGAAUGAGAGAAAUGAGGAAGCAAUUGCAUAG
This is a messenger RNA of Nakaseomyces glabratus, 1176 nucleotides long. RefSeq lists its product as uncharacterized. The record is from RefSeq and is a predicted model, not a curated record. Lineage: Eukaryota; Fungi; Ascomycota; Saccharomycetes; Saccharomycetales; Saccharomycetaceae. Gene Ontology annotation, cellular component: fungal-type vacuole membrane.